GAAUGGGAAUUGGAUUGCUACAGCCGUCCGGUUGCGGUAGCCGGGAAGAAGCUCUGGGAAGUCUUGAUUACGGAUAGUGCGGGGUCCUUUCGGUUCCGUCAAACGCUGCCGUCCAAUCAAGUCAAUUCCAAAACACUCCGACAAAUUGUGGACGAUUUAAUGGAACGAGCCGAUGUCAAACCCAACACAAUUCGCUUUUUCCGUGGGGCCAUGUUCAACAUGAUCAACAUUGCCCUCAUGGAGCUACCCGUGACCUCCAAACCAUCACGGUGUACCUUUGCACUCGCAUCGUGGCUAGAAGACCGUCACGAAAACGUGUAUCCCCAAAUGGAAGGAUUCAACGCCAACAUGGUCGGCUCCACCAUUCCUAGCUUUCUGGACGUCCGGACCCCGGUGCGAUUGCCCGACGCACUGCGGGGCGAAAAGUACGCCUUUGUGGCCCUGCCCGUGGCCGAGUUUUUGCCCGGAGGCAGCGUGGACGCCACCAAUAUUGGUGUAGGACGAAUCUGCACCAUACCCCGAGACAUUCCCGCUGACGCCUUUGUCCAAGGUGUCGUUAUUCUCACCAAUCGCGCCGAAGCCUUGGCGUCCUGGUUGGCCGGAACCGAAGUUGUGGCUCUAACAGCCGAUCUGCGCAAGCGGGUACUGGUCAUGGAAACCGACAUUGAUACCCAGUAUCUCAUGGCCAAAUUGAACGAAUCGCAACGGGUCGAAGCCGCAUCACUGGAAGAAGGCAAGGCCGGUUUGAAGGGACUACAUUUUGUAUCGGUACAAGAAAACGAAGACUCGGAUCCAACAGGAUUUUGGUUGCUGCGGGAAUUGCCGUCAGCUAUUUGA
Messenger RNA from Phaeodactylum tricornutum CCAP 1055/1, 837 nucleotides. RefSeq lists its product with no specific name. The annotation marks the transcript as partial. Gene Ontology annotation, molecular function: RNA binding. The record is from RefSeq and is a predicted model, not a curated record. Lineage: Eukaryota; Bacillariophyta; Bacillariophyceae; Surirellales; Neidiaceae. The transcript has a single exon.